CACAGUUUAGGGGAGUGCAUAUCAUUUACAUAUUAUCGAAGGUGCUUAGAUAUUGAUCCUGUAUUUCGAGGUAGUUCAAACUGAGCCAUUGGAUCUCCGGUUUUACCUUCUCAUUCGUCUGCGAGGAACGUUGUCCACUAACAAAAAUGCCUAAAAGAAGGUCGGAUACUCCUGAGGAGAAGGAGUCCUCCAAAGUCACAAAGCAAGAGCCGACCAGAAGGUCAGAGAGACUGUCAGUGAAACCUGUUGCACCCAGGCCUGAAGUGAAGCCAAAGAAGGCAGAAAAGGCCGUCGUCAAGAAGCCUAACCCUAACCCUGUUGAAGAGAAACCAGUGGGGAAGGCAAAGAAAGCAGUAGCCAAGGGCAAAACCGAUGCUGGAGUUGCCCAGAACGGACAGGUCAAGAAUGAGAUCUAUGUGUGUCGUCCCAGUGUAAGUGUGACUUUCACCAGAACCAGGGCUUCCUCCAUGAUGUCUGAGGGGUCAGAGCGAGACUGUUCGAGUCCAGGGAAACCGAAGAAGCCGAGAGCGUUACUGAAGAGAAGGCGUAAAUUAAAGGGAGGGAUUGUCCUACCUAGAUGAUCACUCUGGUUUCUACUCGAUGGCAGCAAAACAUCUCUUCUUCUUUUUUUUACCGAGGAUUUUGUAAGAUGAUUUUUUUCUAGACUCGUUUUAGUAAAAAAUGGAAAACCAGCAAUUCCCAUUCCCUGUCCACACCUGGUACACACUCCUUCGUUCAGGUUUUUCCGUUUUUUUUUUUCUUUGCCCCCCGGAAGCCCAGAUUUCUGUCAAGCAGCAUUUUUCCGAAAAAUCUCCACGGAAGAAUGCCAUCUUUUGAUUGAAUCGCUUGCAUGAGACUUUGGGUAUACCCAAAGGGAAAUUCCUCUGUAUGUCUACCUACCUUGAAUAAAACCAUUCUCUCCUUUUGUACCAAGAGGAGAGGUAUGCAACCGUGCAUGCUCCAGCAUCCCAAUCUUUCUAUAGACGGCAACUGACAUUGUUGGCUAUGCUAGCUACCGAGGUGGAACACUUACUCUUUUGCAAAAUAAUUAUAAUUGGGAAUAUAAUAUUUAAAGAAUCGUUGCAGCAUUUGCAUUGAUCAGUCAUAAUUAUAGUCUAAUAUUUAUACACAUACUUCUGUUUUAAAGAGGAAUUUUUCUUAAGGGACUUUUUGAACGAGACCGUAGUGUCUUCUAAAUUAAUGUGUUUUUUAGUUAACUCAAAAUGUGUUUCACACUGGUAUAAAAAAAACGGUUUUGAGAUGAAACAAUGAGAUGAGAUGAAACAAAAUAAACCUUUACACCUGCACCAUUUGAAACUUUUGGAAUAACUACAAGUGUAAUUCUAACAAUAAUAGUAAUAAUGUAUGCUUCUUGGGCAAUUAUUUUGAAAAUGUGGAUUCCUGUCCUCAUCAUGUGUAUUCCUAAUUUGUUCUUUAUUUUUAUUUUGAGAAAAGAUCCAUUUGUCAUAGAGAAGAGUGAUAAAGCAAUAAUGAGUGGUGCUUCUGUUUAGGAAGUCAGAUUUGCCAAUGGACCUUAUGGUCUCUUAAGUUUUCAUCCUGUUGAAAAAAAUAUUUUGAAAUAAAAUAUAAAGUUGA
Messenger RNA from Gadus macrocephalus (Pacific cod), 1596 nucleotides. RefSeq names its product high mobility group nucleosomal binding domain 3 (gene hmgn3). Gene Ontology annotation, cellular component: nucleus; chromatin. Gene Ontology annotation, molecular function: nucleosomal DNA binding. The transcript is spliced from 7 exons. Gene Ontology annotation, biological process: chromatin organization. NCBI's taxonomy places the organism in Eukaryota, Metazoa, Chordata, Actinopteri, Gadiformes, Gadidae. The record is from RefSeq and is a predicted model, not a curated record. Bases 147 to 581 code for a protein of 144 amino acids.